AGGAAGUGUACGACUUAAGCGGCUGGUAAAAUUUUUUCCCCCCAAGAAGCUCAGAGUUAAUCAAAAACAUAAAACAACACAAACAUUUCUCAGGCAUAUUUAGCAAACCCGGUGAGACGAGGAACUGUUUAGCGCCAGGCGUUGUGUUGCUCCGGGUCUUAAAUUAAGGUUACACAUGGUUGUUUACACCGGAAAUGCAGAGCUGAAGACGUUGCAAGUAGCGUUUUUAAACCGAGCGGACACGUUUUGGGGUUUAAGUCUUUAAAUAAAUUUGUAAUUUUAAGUCAGUCGAUGUAUUUUAGGUAGUUUCUCGUAUAAAACACAAUGUUUAGGCACAUGUCAUAGUUUAGGAUGCUGGUUGGAUACAGCAGCAGCAGCUCGGAUGAGGAGGAGGAGGGAGAGGCUAGCGAUGAAGCAGCAGUAGCAGCUGAUCACAAUAAAAGUUGCUCUCGAAAGUGGAAAGAGAAAGACGAUGAUUUUCCAGUGAGGAAGAAACUCAAAACGGACGAGAAGGUUCCUAAAACAAGACUUCCCCUCCCUGGCUGCUUGACGUCCAUGUUUCCAGAUGAAGUCGACGAGGAGACCGAAGACAGCUCCCUCCACGGCGGACGCAUCCGAUCCUUCAAGCACGAGAGAGGAAACUGGGCCACCUACGUUUAUGUGCAGUACCAACCCGAGGAGGAGUUCGGGGAGUUGUUGGAGGAGCUUCUCUCGGCUGCAGAGGCCCGAGGUGUGGUCCUGACCCCGCAGGAGGAGUUUCACCUCAGCCUGUCUCAGACGGUGGUGCUGAGACACCACUGGAUCCAGCCCUUCACACAAAGCCUCAAGACAAGCCUGGGUCGCUGCAGGAGGUUUGAGUGCACUGCAGCGAGACUGAAGCUCUACUGUAACGCUGAGAGGACGAGGACGUUCCUCGGGAUGGAAGUGGCUACUGGGCACGCUCAGCUGUUGGACCUGGUUGGAGUUAUUGACAGGACGAUGACAGAGUUUCGUCUGGAAACCUUCUAUAAGGAUCCAUCCUUCCACGUGAGUCUGGCCUGGUGUGUUGGAGAUGUGACGGAGCAGAUGAAGGAGUGUUUACAGGAGCUGCAGAGUCUAGUGGACGAGCACGAAGAGGGACCAUUUCUGUUGCGGUUGGACUGCACAGAGCUGCGUUGCCGGACAGGAAACAAGGUUUUCCGCUUCCCCCUAGAGCCAUAAAAACCAGAUCGACUACAGCAGCUACUCUUUAACAACAGCCGAGGUGUCCCAGAAAAAAAAAACAAACAAACAAUGAAAUAAAUGUUAUUUUUUUACAUAUUUAAUACUGUAUAAAUAAAGAUGUUAAUGGUUUUAUA
Messenger RNA from Mugil cephalus (flathead mullet), 1337 nucleotides. It is a transcript of the gene usb1, whose product is annotated as U6 snRNA biogenesis 1. The record is from RefSeq and is a predicted model, not a curated record. Gene Ontology annotation, cellular component: nucleus. The transcript has 7 exons. Gene Ontology annotation, biological process: U6 snRNA 3'-end processing. NCBI's taxonomy places the organism in Eukaryota, Metazoa, Chordata, Actinopteri, Mugiliformes, Mugilidae. The coding region runs from base 352 to 1200 and encodes 282 amino acids. Gene Ontology annotation, molecular function: 3'-5'-RNA exonuclease activity.